CCCGUCAUUCUUUGCUCGGCCGUUGUUCCAACCGCGGUAUUUUGAACGCGGCAGAAAUGGUGCCGGGAGGUCCUUCUUCGGGUCCGCAAGUGCGGCCGGGAUUCGAGGAGUUUCUGAAGGAGCACCGAGUCGCCACUUUCGACCACUGGCCCUUUACCUCCGGCUGCUCAUGCACUCCAGACCGGAUGGCAGAAGCUGGAUUUGUUCACUGUCCUACUGACAAUGCACCCGACGUGGCCCAGUGCUUCAUAUGUUUUAAGGAGCUGGAGGGAUGGGAGCCGGAUGAUGACCCUAUGGAAGAGCACCGGAAACACUCCCCCAAGUGUGCAUUUCUGGCUCUCCAGAAAGAUAUUAAGGACUUGACACUGCAAGAGUUUCAGAAACUUUGCAAAGAGAGAACGAAGGCCUUGAUCAGAAAGGAAAUUAACCAGAAAAUUAACGACGUGAAAAAACGUGCUGAGAAGACGCGUAAUGCAAUUGAAUUGCUGUCUAUGUAACGUUCCUAGUGUACUAUCUCCAUUGAACACAAUGGGGCUUUUUGUAUACAAUAUAAAUUUAAAUUAUAAAAAUGUAAUAUGAAUAGAAAGUGAAACUGGUUUGCAUUCUGCCGGGGGGGGGGGGGAGGCAUUCCCCAAUGUUAACAAAAUACCUUCUCUUUGGAACUGCUGUAUAUGAACAAAACAAACUGACCCCAAAUGCUCAAUUUCAGCUCCUCGGCGGACUUACACCCAGCAGCAGCAGCCCAACUACCUUUUUCUCUUUCAAACACCUACCCUUGUUCUGUUCCAACAGCCACUGAACAAAAUUUCGGGGUUUUGGGGGGGCAUUACGAUGAGAAAAAGCCCAUCAACCUCUCUCUGUUUACUCAGAAGCAAGUCCCAAGUGUGUCCUCCCUAAUAUGGUUAGGAUCGCGGUACAAUGCUGUGGUAGCUCCUGAGGCAGGGCUGUUUGGAACUUGUACAAGACCUGAAGGCUUCUUGUCUGCGUUCCUGCUUUCACACCUGUGGCUCUGGUCAAGUUGCACUUAAGGGCUGAAUGAAGAUAUCUGCAGUUCUCCACUGAUUUCUGUGCCUAAAGGCACAUUAGGACAAUAAUGCCAAACAUACAGAUUCACCAAGGUAGUCUGAUUUGACCAGAAUGCCAUAGUAAUGUUAAUGUCAUAGUAAAAAGCUCAGUGAAAACAUAAUUACUGUGAAUUAUUAGGAUGAGGCGGGGGCAGGGAGUACCAAAUAUAUAAAUCUAUGGUACGCAAAUCUGAAAAAGUUUUAACUCAGAAUGGUCAUGACAGAGAAGGUGCCUAAAAAGGAUGUGCAGUACAGUCCUACUGGUGUUUUUUGUUAUUAUUAUUCAUUUGAACUUAUUCCCCCAUAGGCACGAGAAUGAAAUACACCAAAAAUGCUGUGAUGAUAAUCCUAUGUUAUAUA
Messenger RNA from Zootoca vivipara (common lizard), 1424 nucleotides. RefSeq names its product baculoviral IAP repeat containing 5 (gene BIRC5). NCBI's taxonomy places the organism in Eukaryota, Metazoa, Chordata, Lepidosauria, Squamata, Lacertidae. The record is from RefSeq and is a predicted model, not a curated record.